CGCCGGGCGAUGUUCAGCUCCAAGUCGGCUCCCACCCUGCCGUCCUACUUCAGCGAGGGCUCGGAGACGGACAAGCUGGAUAUCAGCACCAAGGUCCAGCUGCACGGCGUCCUGUGGAAGCGGCCGUUCGGCAGGCAGUCGGCCAAAUGGUCCAAGAGGUUCUUCCUUAUCAAGGACAGCUUCUUGCUUUAUUAUGCUGAGAAUGAAAGGAAAAACUUUGAGAGUAACAAAUACUUCAACAUUCACCCCAAGGGGGUGAUUCCGCUGGGCGGGUGCAUCGUGGAGGCAAAGGAGGAGUCCAACAUGCCCUUUGUGAUGAAGAUUUCGCACGAUGAUUUCCACGGGAACAUUUUACUCGCAGCGGAGACUGAAUUUGACCAGCAGCACUGGCUGCAUAUGCUGCAGGAAUCCGGGAAGGUAACUUGGCAGAAUGCACAACUCGGGGAGGCGAUGAUCGGAAGCCUGGAAGCCCAGGGCUUGCAGCUGGCCAAGGAGAAGCAAGAGUACUUGGACAAGCUGAUGGAGGAGACCGAGGAACUGUGUCUGCAACGGGAGCAGAAAGAGGAGCUGCAGCGACUAAACCAUAUUCUCGAGGCGGAGAAAAACAAGAUUGAGGAAAUGGUGCAGGAUUUGAGGUUGGAGCAAGAACAGAUAAAGAGUGAGCUGGAGGUGACGGUGAAGUCAUUAACGGCAAUUGAGGAAGAAAAGAAAGAUUUGCACCAACUAUCAGAAUCCCUGCAAAACAAUUUAGAGACCCUGUCGCAGGAAAAGCAGAGGACCCUGGAGAAGCUGCAGGACAGCGAGCAGCAGACCCAGCAGCUGACCAGCAAGAACGUGCAGCUGUCCGAGUCCAGUGGCUCCUUCCGCACCAUCCUGCAGCGCAUCGAGGACGACAUGAAGAAGCUGCAGGGGGAGAAAGUGCUGGCGGAAGAAAGGUUGCGGGAGAGGGAGCAGCGAUCGUUGGCGCUGCAGGAGGAGCGGGAAUUUUACUCCAGCCAGUCCCGGGAGCUGCAGCUCUCACUGUCCGAGCUCACCGCCGAGAAACAGCAGACUGAGAGCGAGCUGAGGGAGGAGAUGAAGUCUCGCGUGCUGCUGGAGCGCCGGCUGAAGGAGGCGGAGGAGGCCUUGGUGCGGCUGGAGCAAGGGCUGUCCUCCAACGAGCGCACUGUCGAGAGGACCGAGCGGAUGAAGGGAGACGUGGGCGAGCUGAGGAAGUUCUUUGAGGAGUGCAUCCGGAAGGCUGAGAUCGAGGCCAACCUGCCGAUCAUCAUGAAGAACUCUGUCUACGUGCAGCGGGCCGCCGCUCGCCGGAUAAAGAGCUGCCGGUUCCGCCGGAGGAAGUCCACUGCCGUCUGGAAUUCUUUCGCGAACAAUUCCCACUCUCUGGCUGUCCCCCAAGGUGAAGGUGAAGAGGAAAUGGAGGAGCUGAAGGAGACAGCCAGGAAACUGAGCAGAGACCGCCGUUUCCGCGAGACCGUCUACAAGUACAUGACCUUCAAAGAUUCCUCAAAGUCCUGAUGCUCGUGAGAGGAAGUUCUGCUUUGCUGUAAUGUGAUGCUUAUAUUUUAGGAGCUGUUUUCAAUGUCCAACCUAUGUAAAGCUGGGUGGGCAUGAGUAGGUUAAUGCAAUAGACUUUUAGUUUCACCUCUGCACUCCCAGCCAGCAGCAGGCUACUUUAAUCAACAUCUCUGCUGUCUAUUAGUGAGCUGGGUUCCAAUGGAGUUUUGGGACCUUGACUCAUUUCUUCAUACGUUGUAAACUAUUCCCUUGUUUAGCCCGCUUGAUCAGAACUCCCAGGAUGCCGAGCGUGGGAUUGCAGUUCAAGGAGGAACAGCUCUUGAAAUCACAGUGCCAACGGCUGGCUAGAGUUAGGUGAAUGUGAGGGACUGUAUUUACUCUACACUUUUAUCUUGUGUUCCAUUAACCCCAGCCACCAAACUCGAGAACCAGUUUCAUUUGCAACCACUAACAUCCCUCAGUUUAAUAAGUGAAACAAUUAAUGUGAUCAAUUAAAAGGAGCAAACUGUUCGUGAGGGAGCAAAUCUUAUUAAAAGCCACUGUGGUAUUAUAAUUAAAACUGUUGAAGGGA
Amblyraja radiata (thorny skate) is the source of this 2089-nucleotide messenger RNA. It is a transcript of the gene plekhd1, whose product is annotated as pleckstrin homology domain containing, family D (with coiled-coil domains) member 1. The transcript is spliced from 13 exons. The coding region runs from base 10 to 1518 and encodes 502 amino acids. NCBI's taxonomy places the organism in Eukaryota, Metazoa, Chordata, Chondrichthyes, Rajiformes, Rajidae. The record is from RefSeq and is a predicted model, not a curated record.